AUGUCUUCAGACUCAUUUUCUGCCACCUCUAAUGAACCUCGUGUUCAAAGACGUUUUAUCAAAAGUCCAGAUAGUAAAGUUCGUGAUGAUACUCUUGCCAAAAUAAACCAAGAAAUCAAACAAAAAGAUAUUGCCUUAGCUGAAAUCAAUGCUCAAUUGAAAAAAGCUGUUACUGAUCCAAAAGUUUCCAAUGAACGUAAAACCUUGAUUGGUGAAUUGAAUGAAUUAAGAAAAACUCAAGCUGAUUUCAAAGGUAAACGUGAUUUAAUCAACAACAAGAUCAAGGAAAUCGAUGCUUCAUUGAAAAGAAAAAUUGGAGAAGUUCAAGCCACCACUUCAAAGAACAACUUCAAAUCUGCUGAAGAAAUUGAUGCUAGAAUUAAGAAAAUUGAUGAUAACAUUUCUUCAGGUGAUAUGAAAUUAGUUGAAGAACGUUUAGCUAUUAAAGAAAUCACUUCAUUGCGUAAAUUACGUAAAGAUUUUUCCGGUAUUCAAACCCAACAAAAAUCAAUUGAUGCUGAUAAGGAAAAAAUUGCUGCAUUGAAGAAAGAAUUAUCAGGUUUAAACUCAAAAGAAGUUUCUGCUAAAUAUGAAUCAAUCCAAAAACAAUUAGAUGAAUUGAAUUUAGACAACAAAUCAGUCAACGAUAAAAGAACUUCAUUAUACAACAAGCGUAACGCUUUACAAAAAGAAAAAGAUGCCCUUUACAACUCUAUCAGAAAGACUAGAGCUGAUUUUGAUGAACAAUACAAACAUUUCAAACAAGCUUUAGCUGAUGAAAGAAAAAGAGUUGCUGAUGAAGAAGCUAAGCUUAAAGCUGAAAAGGAAAAAUCUGAACGUUCAAGUAAAACUUCUAAAAUCUUGGCUGAAGCAACUCAACCAGCUUUUGAAGAAGAAAUUGACACUGUUCAUACUUUAUUGAAUGUUUUUGACCCAUCUUACGUUAAACCAACCAAAUCAAACAAAUCAGCUUUAGAAAAGUCCACUUUUGUUACUGAAAGACAAGGUAGAGUUAUUGAACAAAGUACUGAAGAUGAAAUCAUCAAGAAAGACGAUAAUUUGUUCUUUGCUGGUUCAGGUCCACAUAAAUCAUCUAAAAAGGGUAAAAAAGGUUCAAAGAAAUUUACUUUGGAACCAGAUGUUAUUUCUUCAUUAGGUGAUUUAGAAAUCCCAUUACCAUUAUCUCAAGAUGAUGUCCCACAAACCGUUGAAGCUUUGAAAUCUAAAUUACAAACCUUCACUGCUACUCAAGAAGAAACUACCAAGAAAAACAUUGAAGCUGCUAAAGAAAAGAUUGCUAAAUUAGAAGCUGGUUGGGCUAAACAAGACGCUAAAGAAGCUGAAGCCGUUGCUAAAGCUGAAGCUAAAAAGGAAGCUGAAUCCAAAGAAGCUGCUGAUCAAGAAUAG
Messenger RNA from Hansenula anomala, 1407 nucleotides. It is a transcript of the gene BFR1, whose product is annotated as Bfr1p. The transcript has a single exon. Gene Ontology annotation, cellular component: nuclear outer membrane-endoplasmic reticulum membrane network; ribonucleoprotein complex; endoplasmic reticulum. The record is from RefSeq and is a predicted model, not a curated record. NCBI's taxonomy places the organism in Eukaryota, Fungi, Ascomycota, Saccharomycetes, Phaffomycetales, Wickerhamomycetaceae. Gene Ontology annotation, molecular function: mRNA binding. Gene Ontology annotation, biological process: intracellular mRNA localization. Bases 1 to 1407 code for a protein of 468 amino acids.